AUGGCGUCCUCUUCCUUCCCGAAAAUAAUUUGUCGAGUCAGGGCGAUCUAUCCAUUUUACUCUGACGAACCAGCGUCCCUGAAUUUCAACAAAGACGAUUGUAUUGAUGUGCUUGCCCAGCUUGAUUCCGGCUGGUGGGACGGAUGGUGUGGCGGAUCGCGCGGUUGGUUUCCAAGUAAUUAUGUCGAAAUCAUUGAAGGGAACUCUGAAACAGCCGUGAGCAAUAAGCAGCAACGACCCCCUGCAGCUGCGGCCAGUUCAGCUGCAAGUGUAGCACGGCCUGAACAACAACAACAACAACAACAACAACUACAGCAGCAGCAGCAACAGCAGCAACGACGACGACGGGCAUCGAAAAGACACAAUAGUGCCGGUCAACGUGCAUCCAUCCGCACACUUGGCGGUCUCAAUACCAAACACCCCUUCUCAGUAUCGCCACCUAACAAUGCACCAACCAGUUUUGGCUGGACAGCAAGCAACCGUAUGAGUCAAGCUAGUUCAGCCGACUCGCUCCCUGACGGCUGGUCAGUUCAAGUCGCUGAAGACGGCUCAACAUACUAUUAUUACAACCAUCGAACGGGCAAAAUGCAAUACGAUCAUCCAGGCCAUGUUUCCGAUGGCGAGUAUGACAGCCAGGAAGAUUACAACGAUGGACAGUCCAUGAUGGAUAGCUAUUCAGACGAAGAAUAUUACGACGAAUAUGACGAUGACGACGAGUUUCGUAACAACUUCAACAAUAACCGAAAACGGCUAUCGAGUGGCAGGAUGAAUCGGCUGAGUAUCGAUUCAUUGCCUGCCAAUGUAGAGACACCUGAAACGACGAUCUCUGAUGGUACUGGUGGCGGUACUGUGUCCAAUGCUAUGUCUCAAUGGGUCGAGCGGGUAACUCCUCAGGGGCGAACAUAUUAUUGUAACCUGACUACCCAAGAAACAACGUGGGAUUACAACGAAAUCGACAAAAACACUGGAAGACUAAAAAACGCCAAGGAUUCCGAUUCAGAUCUCGACGAUGCAGCUGGCCAACCACAACAUCGCGGGGUCAACUUCCCGGAUACGUUCGAUCUCCAUGACGGCGAAGCUGAUAGAAACGCAGCAGAGAACGCCGAAGAGCCGUUGACAUGGCAGAAGUUGUCAAGCAACAUCGCGCUGGCUAUUCAUCAUUUGAACACCGCAGCACAGCGCGGGGAACGAGAAACGUUUGUGCAAGAUGCAUCAUCAAUUGUCAUCGCUAUCCGGAUGAUGCUGUACGCUUCAGGAACGCUGGAUAAGGAGUCACCGCACAUGCAAGACCGUCUUUUGCGCGAUCCUCACCGAGCAGUGAUGGCAGCUUUGUCAAAGCUCGUUCUGUCCGUUAAAACGGCAGCAGAAGUGUCACCAACUACGAUGCAGCCGGAAAUGCUCUAUCGUGUACAACGAGACGCAGGCGAUGUACUCGCAUCAGUCCGCAGUUUUGUCACAGUUUGUCAAGAAAAGCGUAUCCGUGUCGAGCAGGUAAAGCCCCAGCUAUUGAUCGACACGCAUCAGCUUGGUAUUACGCCGAAUGGAAAUCUCGCGCACGAAAUUGCGAUUCCUUCACAUCAGCAACAGCAGCACCAAGGCAAUAGCAACAAUGAUGUUAACGACAGUGACAAGGACAGCCGACGGGCGAGUGUAGCAGAUCGAUACAACCAGGGACUGGUACAGAAGGCGAAAUAUCCACUCAAUCAGGAUCUGAUUGUCAGCUUGCAAACCCAUGCGAAUCAGGUAUACGGCUCAACAGACGCACUAUCGAAAGCUGCAGCAUUCAUAUUGACGAUUCGCGACGAUGAAAGGAACGAUGCGGACGACGAGAAUUACGACGAUAUGGAACGCGUCCGCAACAGCAGCCGAGCACGAUCCAACGUGGUGAUUCUGUUCCGUAACCUGUCAAUGCAGAUUGGCCAGUAUCUCAGCAUAUUGGAAGACGUCGAUCUGAGCAGCGUGGAUGGCACCAGAAUACCGUCGCUGGGCGAAUACCGCGUCAACAAGCAAAAAUUGUACAAUGCCGUCGGCUAUUUAUUUGCGGCGGUACAGACACUCAGCAGUGACGACGUCAAUGUGGCUCAAUGUGUGACAGGCAUUGACAACGCUGUCCAGUCGGUAGAAAACACGAUCGGCCUUAUUUUUGCCAAUGUGGAAGACAUGGUGCAGCAGCGCAAGAACUAUUUUAGACAAAUGGAGCCACGGGACAAAGAAGUGCCGAUGUCACCCGUGACCGCCAGCGGCCCCUACGACGAGAUUAUGAUUCCCAGCAACAGCAACGUCAAUGACAAGGACGACGAGUUCACCGCGUCGUCACCAGUUUCUAAAACGCGCAAGGUGCAGCUGACAAAUCGCAGCAACGGCGAUCGGACACAGUGGUGCCUCGGCUAUGACUAUGCUCCAGAGGAGAUUGUGUUUGUGUCGGACGGCAAUGUCAAGGGCGGUACUUUGCGGGCGCUUGUGGAACGCUUGACGUUGCAUGACACGCUGGACACGAGCUUCAUUGCUACGUUUUUGUUGACAUACCGAUCGUUCUGUACAACUGAGGAAUUUUUGACGUUAUUGGAGCAACGUUAUAACCUUCGACCCACAGAGGGUCUGACGCCGUAUGAGCUCGAGACCUGGACCGAGCAAAAGCAAAAGCUUGUCCGUUUACGUGUCUUUAACGUCAUGAAGAGUUGGCUUGAGAACUACUACAAUGACGAAGACGAGUUCAUUCUCGGCCGGCUCGAGUUCUUCACCAACACAGUCAUCCGUGACGCGUCGUCAUUCUCGGCAGACCAGCUGAAUAGACUCAUCCGCAAGCGCAAAGAGCUUGAUGCCAACGGUGGCUUAAAGAAACUCGUACCCAACGCAAUGGCAGGCCCACUGCCGAUCAUGCCCAAAGAUAUCACGCGUCUUACGCUUAUGGACAUCGAUCCUACGGAGCUUUCUCGGCAACUGACUUUGAUGGACUUCAAGUUGUACAGCAGCAUCCGACCCAUCGAGUGUCUAAACAAGGCGUGGUCGCGCGAGGACACCGAAGGAACGGUAGCAAUGAAUGUUAAACAGUCGAUUGACUACUGCAACCGCCUCACGUGCUGGGUAACAGACAGUAUCCUGGCAAAUGAGGAAGCCAAAAAACGUGUCGUGGUGAUCAAAUACUGGGCUCAAGUCGCUUCGCGCUGCCGAAGUAUGAACAAUUACAACACGUGUAUGGCUAUCAUUUCAGCUUUCGACAACAGUGCCGUUGGCCGUCUGAAAAAGACCUGGGAGCUCGUGGGCAGUCGAACAACACAAGGUUUAGGCAACAUUCGGAAGCUGAUGGGCGCAAACCGCAACUUUACAGAGUACCGAGAAAUGAUCCACUCCGUGAACCCACCCUGCAUCCCGUUCUUGGGCAUCUAUCUACAGGAUUUAACAUUUAUCGAAGACGGCAAUCCAGACUACAUUCACAAAUCUGCCCGCUUGAUCAACUUUGCCAAGCGACAAAAGGCCGCAGAAGUUAUCCGAGAAAUCAACCAGUUCCAGUCACCUCCAUAUACCUUCACCACCAUCCCAGAACUGCAAUCAUUUAUCAAGCAGCACCUGGAAAGCAGCCGGGAUCUCGAUAACUUAUACGAACGAAGCUUACAACUCGAACCACGAGAAUCUGCUGCUUAA
Zychaea mexicana is the source of this 3642-nucleotide messenger RNA. RefSeq names its product ras guanine nucleotide exchange factor domain-containing protein. The coding region runs from base 1 to 3642 and encodes 1213 amino acids. NCBI's taxonomy places the organism in Eukaryota, Fungi, Mucoromycota, Mucoromycetes, Mucorales, Lichtheimiaceae. The transcript is spliced from 8 exons. Gene Ontology annotation, molecular function: guanyl-nucleotide exchange factor activity; protein binding. Gene Ontology annotation, cellular component: plasma membrane. The record is from RefSeq and is a predicted model, not a curated record. Gene Ontology annotation, biological process: positive regulation of GTPase activity; Ras protein signal transduction.